This is a messenger RNA of Salpingoeca rosetta, 408 nucleotides long. RefSeq lists its product as uncharacterized. The transcript has 3 exons. The record is from RefSeq and is a predicted model, not a curated record. The coding region runs from base 1 to 408 and encodes 135 amino acids. NCBI's taxonomy places the organism in Eukaryota, Choanoflagellata, Craspedida, Salpingoecidae.
AUGGACACGACGACAACAACACAGCAACGCGCGCUCUCAGCAGACGCCACCAGCAUGCCGUACGGUGGCAGCGGAACGCACACCCAGGUAGCGCAAGACCAACAACAACAAAACGUUCAGGAGGAUGAUGACGACGAUGACAACGUGGACGACAGCAACAACAGUGGCGCGUCCAGCGACGGGAGUGUGCCUGACAGCGAUGAUGAUUUGACAGCUGCUGAGCAGCGUUCCUUCAUGGCGCAGUGGAUGAAACCGCGCACCAACCCAGGCAUCCGUGUCGGCCCAGAGUUCCAGGCAUCCCUCCCGCCACCAAACCCAACUCCUUUCUCAGCCAAGCGUGGCGCUGACAGUGGCCAGGAACGCGCGUCCAGCUUGCAAGCAAAGCAGCCCAAGACAUUCACUUCGUAA